AUGGGUUUGGGUGUUACACCUAGUAAGAAGGCUAACCCACCAAAGGAAGGGAGGAAAACCUCAACCCCUGCCAAGAAAGCUGUGAAGUUUGGACCACCUAGAAGUGCCAGCAAGGUCACUACUUCUGGCAAAGAAAAGAAAAACUUGAAAAGGAAAGAACCUGUGUCUAGUGAGUCUGAAUUUGAAGAGGAAAUUGUCAAAACCACAACUGGUGGAUCUUCAAGAAAAACUGUAAAGGGAAGAAAAGUACCAUUGAAUGUGCCCUCUGCACCUCUUGAUAAUGUUUCCUUCCACUUUGAAGAUGGUCCAACCAGGUGGAAAUUUGUGUUUAAUAGAAGACUUUCAGUAGAGAGGAAUUUGAGUAAAGACUUUCUAAAGUGCAAGGAGCUUAUGGAAUUGAUCAGUGCUGCGGGCUUGAUGAAAACAGUGAAAGCCCUUGGGGUGUGUUAUGAAAAGCUAGUCAAAGAGUUCUUAGUGAACAUAGGAGAAGACUGCAAUGAUCCCACAAGCCAUGAGUUCAGAAAAGUCUUUGUCAGAGGAAGGUGUGUAAAUUUUUCCCCAUCUGUUAUCAACCAAUACUUGGGAAGAUCAAUAGAUGAGAUUGCAGAUAUGGGAGUUAGUCAGGAUGAGGUAUGCAAGACCAUUAUAGGAAACUUUGUACAAGCAUGGCCAAAGAAGAACAAUUUGUCUGCAACAAGACUGACUGCAAAAUAUGCUUUGUUGAACAAGAUAGCUGCUGCUAACUGGGUGCCCACCACUCAUUCAAAUAGUGUGGCAACAGGUUUGGCCAGGUUCAUUUAUGCAGUAGGCACAAAAACCUCUUUUGCUUUUGGUUCUUACAUCUUUGAGCAAACAUUUAAACAUGCUAAGUCACUUGCUCAUCCAGAUAUAUGUACUCCUGCUGAUGUGCCUUGUGCUAGAGAGGCAGAUUUGUCUUUUGACUACAGGCUGUUUGAAGGGUCACAUGCUGCAGACAUUGUUGGACCAUCUAGCAAGAAAUCUGCUGACACCUCGAGCAAGAAGCAGAUGAUAGCUGAUCUAAAAGAGACCAGCAAGGCUCUGGAGGAAAGGAAGCUAUCUUUGGAUCGUGUGAUACAGGCCUUGGAGGCUGAAGUUGCUGAGGAAGGAGGAAUGCAAGGUGAUGGUGCUUCUGGUGAGCAAGUACAAGUGGAGGACUCUGAUGAAAGUACCUUUAUUUGA
Molecule: messenger RNA, 1200 nt
Organism: Trifolium pratense (red clover)
Lineage: Eukaryota; Viridiplantae; Streptophyta; Magnoliopsida; Fabales; Fabaceae
Exons: 2
Coding region: 1-1200 (399 amino acids)
Source: RefSeq, a predicted model, not a curated record